Phoenix dactylifera (date palm) is the source of this 3605-nucleotide messenger RNA. NCBI's taxonomy places the organism in Eukaryota, Viridiplantae, Streptophyta, Magnoliopsida, Arecales, Arecaceae. The record is from RefSeq and is a predicted model, not a curated record.
GAGGGUUGAUGGGUUGGGAUUAUGUAAAGUUCAUGGAUUUUAAUUUUUUCGUCAUGUUAUUCAUUUUUACAAUCAUUGUUCAUCUGCAAGGAAUAAUGGAAAGUGGUGGAAAGUGGUGUUGCUUCAUGGUUGUGAGUUAUUUCCAGUGUGCAAUCAAGAAGCUGGUCAAAAAGCUUGCUAAGAAGUACCAUGCUUUCCUAGCAUCAGAGGCGAUCAUGUAUAUUCACAUUUGUUCUAUGUGAAGCAGAUAGUAUUCCAUAUGUAAAUUUGGAUGAUUUGACUUGUAUUCCUUGUCUUUGUAAAGAUUAAAUGCUUUUUGAAUAUUGCUGGUAUUAGAUGAAUGAACAGAUAACUUGUAAAGGUUAAUUCCUUAUGUUCAGCUUUUUGUAAAGAUUGAAUGCCUUCUUAAUGUCAAUGAUGCUGGGACAAGAUUGAAUGACUUAUUUUUGUCAUGCUUAUGAUAACUUCUCAUCUUCAUAAAUAUCAUACCAGUUUUUGUUUCUUUUACAUUUUUUACGAUCUUGCCUUUCGUGUUUUUAAUGGUUCGGUUUUUCUUAUGUUGUUUUCUUUUUUUAUCAUCUCUCUAAUAUUUUCUAGGCUUUCUUAUGUUGUUUUAUUUUUUUGAUUUUUAGAGGAACUAUGUCAGUUGAUCGUAAUUGGAUGUACCACCGACUUAGUGAAAAUGGUUAUAUAAGAGCUGAGUUCUGUGAUGGAGUUAAAGGGUUCCUUGAGUUUGCAUUUACUCAGUUAGAGUAUUGUAGUGGUGAUAAGAUUAGAUGCCCUUGUAUAAGAUGUGACAACCAGAAAUUUCUUAACCGUGAUACGGUCAAUGUUCAUCUGUUGAGAAAGGGGUUUACACCGGGAUAUUCAACAUGGUUUGCACAUGGGGAGUUACUUGGUGCAGUUGCUCCUGUAAGUACAAGUGCAGUAGAAGCAUCCACAUCAAUGGAUGUUGGUUGUGAACAUGGUCAGCAAUAUAGAACCAUGGUGAUGGAAGCUAUGGGUCCAGAAGAGGAACUUCAUUUGAGAAGUGCAUUUGAAGUUAAUCAUGAGGAAGAACCAAACAAGGAUGCUGCAGAUUUUUAUUCUUUGUUGAAAGAUGCAGAAGUACCUUUGUGGGAAGGGUGUAAAAAACACUCUAAGUUAUCUGCUAUUAGUCAAUUAUUAAAUUGCAAGUCUGAAUUUAAUAUGAGUAUAUCUUGCUAUGAUCGAAUCAUGAAAAUAGUGAAGAAUAUGUUGCCGGAAAGUGAGAAGCUGCCCUCUGAUUUCUAUCAAUCAAAGAAGAUGCUUCGGAAGUUGGGGUUGGAGUAUACAAGUAUUGAUGUUUGUGAGAAUAAUUGUAUGCUAUUCUAUAAGAAAACAGAGAAUUUGAUUGAGUGUACUAUUUGUGGUCAUCCUCGUUAUAAACUCAGAAGAAAUGAUGGUGGUGGUAGAAGAAAAGAUGUUCCUUAUAGAAGGUUGCGAUAUCUUCCAAUAACACCAAGACUUCAGAGGCUUUUUAUGUCAAGCAGAACGGCUGAACUCAUGUCAUGGCAUGUGAAGGGAGGUGAUUCAGAUGAGAUGGUGCAUCCUGCUUGUGGGGAGGCUUGGAAGCACUUUGACCGCAUUCAUCCAUCCUUUUCUACCGAGCCUCGUAAUGUUAGACUUGGGUUAUGUACGGAUGGAUUUAACCCCUUUAGCCAAUCAGCUCGUCCUUAUUCUUGUUGGCCAGUUUUCGUAACAGUUUACAAUCUUCCACCAUCAAUAUGUAUGAAACGACCCUACAUUUUUCUAAGUUUAGUCAUUUCUGGACCUAAGAGCCCUGGCAAAAGUAUUGAUGUCUUGCUUAGGCCUUUGAUUGAUGAACUUAAAAUAUUAUGGGAAGUAGGGGUCACCACUUAUGACAUCUUUAGAAAAGAGAAUUUUCAAAUGAAGGCAGUUUUAUUAUGGACUAUCAAUGAUUUUCCUGCAUAUGGCAUGCUUUCAGGAUGGAGUACGCAUGGAAAGUUGGCCUGCCCGUAUUGUAUGGAGAACUCAAAAACAUUUACACUACAACAUGGUGGGAAGACUUCUUUUUUUGACUGCCAUCGUCAAUUCUUGCCCAUGGACCAUGCAUACAGAUACCAAGUUGAUAGUUUCUUCAAUGGUAGAAUAGAGACAGACCCCCCACCUCGUCGACUGUCUGGUGAGGAGUUGAAAAAUAGGAUCUCUGCUUUGCCUAAUAUAACUUUUGGUUUGAAAGCUCCUAAGCACACCAUUCCUGGAUUCGGUAAAGAUCAUAAUUGGGUGAAAAGGAGCAUAUUUUGGGAGUUGCCCUAUUGGCAUACACUACUUAUUCGACAUAAUUUAGAUGUCAUGCAUAUUGUUCGGAAUGUGUUUCUCAAUAUAUUUUACACUUGUAUGGAUGUAAAAGGGAAGACUAAAGAUAAUGUGAAAGCAAGGCAAGAUUUGGAGUUGUAUUGCAAGCGUCCUAAGUUGAGGAUUCAAUUUGUUAAUGGAAAGCUAGUUAAGCCUCCAGCUUCCUAUGUAUUGUCCAAAGACCAAGCAAUGGAGGUCUGCGAGUGGGUGAAAGGGUUAAGACUGCCUGAUGGAUAUGCUUCAAACAUAUCGAAGUGUGUUAACCUGGAUGAUUAUAAGUUUUACGGGUUAAAAAGUCACGAUUGUCAUGUUUUCAUGCUGAGAUUGCUUCCAAUUGCAUUCCGUGAAGUAUUGCCAGCACCAGUGUGGGAUGCAUUGACAGAAUUAAGCUGUUACUUUAGAGAUUUAUGCAGCACAACUUUGCGUGUCCAAGAUAUGGAGGUUCUUGAGAAAAAUAUUGUGGUAACUCUCUGCAAACUUGAGAAGAUAUUCCCUCCUGCAUUUUUUGACUCAAUGGAGCACUUACCUGUUCAUCUAGCUUAUGAAGCUAAGGUUGGGGGGCCCGUGCAGUACAGAUGGAUGUACCCCUUUGAAAGGCUUAUGCAUGAUAUAAAGCAGAAGGUAAAGAAUCGAGCAUCGAUUGAAGGUUCUAUUGUCGAGGCUUACAUCAUAGAAGAAAUAUCAACUUUCUGUUCGCAUUAUUUUGAGCCUUCUAUACAAACGAGGUUAAAUCAAGUUCCCCGUAAUGAAGAUGAAGGGGAGUUUGAUCUCGUGGAUCGUCUAUCCAUUUUUACUCAUCAAGGUCGACCUUUUGGAAAACCUUCUGCAAGGCAUUUGACUACUCAGGAGUUUAAUGCUGCUGAGUUAUAUGUUCUUCUUAAUUGUGUGGAGGUUCAACCUUUUGGAAAGUAAGUUACACAAGUACUUAAUUAUAAUCAUGCUUAAAAAUGCAUAUGGAGUACAAUAUAUGUGAUUAUAGCUUUUGUCUUGUAGGUAUUUUGAUGAUUAUAUCCGGCAAUCUUGUCCAAAUAUAAGCCAAAUUGAUUUGGAAAGACGACGCGAAAUGGAGUUUCCGGCUUGGUUUAGAUCAUAUGUGAGCUGUAAAUUCAUAAAUAUAAUAAUAAAUUAGACUUUCACUUGAUUUAUUCUUACGAUAUUAUUUUUAUCAUGCUAGGUUAAUGACAGUAAAAAUCAUGUUGAUGGGCGCUUAAAGGACCUAUCAUAUGGCCCUGGGAAUAAAGUUAAAUGUUAUAAAGGCUACUUUGUGA